CGCGCCUGCGCGUGUCUCACCGCUGCUCUCCGCCUCCUCCUGCAGACACGACGCUCUCCGGUGCUCCGGCCCGCCCGCGCGCUGACCCCUCCCCCCUCUCUCUCCGCUCCGCUCUGCGCUCGGUACCGGUUACCGGGCAGCUGCUGGCUGAGCUCGCGGGCGCUCGCGCUUCUCUAACAGACUCGCUUUAAAGGGAAAUCACCUGAGAAGCGUCCACGCGCCUUUCCGUGCGUCACGAGACUCCGCUUUACCAGCCGGUAACAACACAACUACUAAAAGUUCGGGUUCAGCUCCGGUUCUUUCUCCAGCUCCGCGGACUGAACGCUGCACGGAACCGUAUCAGAACCGCGCGGGACUUUUGAGUUUAAUUCCCCACAGGCUCGUGCCUGCGUGCUUUAUUAUUCUAGCUCUCGGGUGCGCGCACCGCUCUCUCUCUCUCGCUGUAGCAGGCCGGGAGCGCGCCGCUCGUGCUGGCCAUCAUCAUGUCCGGGGACGAGGUUCUGAUCCCGGACGACAAGGCGUUCAUCAGCUUCAAGAUCGAGUGCUGCUCGGACGAGGGAUGGAGCCUCACCUACAACAAGACAGGAAUCACCGUGCUGAUUCAGAUCCUGGAGGAGGAGAAGUCACUACACAAGAUUAAGUGCCGGAUGGUUUGUAAGGAUGUUGCUGCAGAAACCAUGUACGAUGUUCUUCAUGAUAUCGAGUACCGGAAGAAGUGGGACUCGAACGUGAUCGAGACCUUUGACAUCGGCAAACUGACCGUCAAUGCAGACAUCGGCUACUACUCCUGGAAGUGCCCGAAACCCCUGAAGAAUCGAGACGUCAUCACCCUGCGCUCCUGGUUACCUAUGGGCAAAGAUUACAUCAUAAUGAACUACUCUGUUAAACAUCCAAAAUACCCUCCUAAGAAGGACAUGGUGCGGGCGGUCUCCAUUCAGACGGGUUACCUCAUCCAGAGCAACGGCCCUUCCAGCUGUACCUUAACGUACCUGGCACAGGUGGACCCUAGAGGUUCUCUACCUAAGUGGGUUGUGAAUAAGUCUUCCCAGUUUCUGGCACCUAAAGCGAUGAAGCAUAUCUGUAAGGCGUGUUUGAAGUACGCUGAGUGGAAGCAGAGGCAUAACCCGGGCUAUAAGCCGUGGCUGUACCCUGAGCAGAACCCCCUGUCCAGCAUCCCUCUGUCCGAACUGUCCAUCCAGCACGCCGACUCUCUGGAGAACAUCGACGAGAGCUCUCUGAGUGAAGGCAAGGACGAGCGCGCCGAGCACAGCGACGACGACGCACCUAACUGACAAACACACACACACACACACACACACACACACACACACACACACCUGCUGUACGAGUUCUGAUUGGGGUAUAUUUAUGUUGCAGAGCAGUGAGGGGGGCACCAGCCAGUACACACAAACACACACACACACUUAGUCCACUUAUUGUGUGACAAAAUGAGAAACCUCAUGUCUCAAUCUUGUCUACAUACACAGCCAAUGUCACAAUCUCUCUAAUGACCCCAAGUUUAAUAUAAAAAAAAAACAACAAAAAAAAAACUUCUAAUAGAAGUCUAUUGGUCCUAUCAUCAUUAAAUUUUGACAGAAUAUAAAGAGCAAAUGUCAGAUUCAGACUAUGUCAUAAAAUGUUUUUGCUUUCUGACAUGAUUUAAUUUGAUCUGGCAGAUCUUUUUCAAUAGAAAUGCUCCAAAAUGUCUUGAAAUAAACCUUUUUACAUUGACUUCCAUUAAAAGUUAUUUUUUUAUUUUUAAAACAUAAAUAAUUAUACAUAAAUAAGUAUAGAUACAUCCACUUAAGUUACAGAUUACCUAUUAAACUACCUGUCCAGUAUGGUCAGUGUAAAGUUUAUCAGUUCAGUUUUCUGAAUGUUUGAGGGUAAAUUAGAAAAUGUGAUGUACAAUUAAAUGUAUUAUUUUUUUAUUUUUUUUAUUUAGUAUAAUGAAGAAGAAAUAAGUUUUCGUAUAUUUUUCCUAUUUUUUAUGCCUUUUGCAAACUGUAUUUUAGGAAAAAACAAUAAAUAAUCCAAUUUACACAACGACCUACUUUUUGUACAUGAUGCAAAAAUUUAAAAUCAUAAAAUGUACAAAAUUUCCCAAAAUUCAGAUUUUUCAUUUCAGAAAAGAAAAAUUGAAGAGCCAUUUCUUCUUCAUUAUACUAAAUAAAAAAUAAAUUAAACACUUUUUUUAUUUUCUAAUUUAGCUUCAGACAGUCCAAAAAUUGAGCUGAUCCAUUUUACACUGACCCAGUCUCUACUACCACCUGGGAUACCAUAGCAACCACAUAACACCAAAGAAACCACCCAGGUGUCCAAAGCAACCAUCCAGGUUUCCAAAGCAACCACAUUUCAACAGCAUAGCAACCACCUAGCACUUAUUUGUCAAAAUAAUUACACCCACAUAACAGCCCCCUAGAUACCAUAGCAACCACCUAGUAACUGCUUGGAACUGCUUUUCUACCUUCUAAUUUAGCUUCAAACUGUCAAAAAAAUUGAGCUGAUCAAUGUUACACAGGUACAGUCUCUACUACAUUUUUUCAGUUUUGGCCACAGAAGUCCAACUGAUCAGAUAUUUAAGCAGUUUAGCUUUUGCCACUUUAUUGGAAACCCUCACAGUUUUGCUCCACAGAAGUCCAACUGAUCAGAUAUUUAAGCAGUUUAGCUUUUGCCACUUUAUUGGAAACCCUCACAGUUUUGCUCCACCUUGCUGGUGUGCACAUGGAGGCUCAUCUGUUGAGGUAUGUUGUUUGGAUCACACAGUCUGCAUUGGCUGGUCAUUUGUGGAUCUACUUCCCAGUCUAGCAGUGGCGCUUGCAUGUGUACCAACUGCAGUACCCCACUGUGCCUCAUAUGGCCUACCAGUAAACCACACACAUCAGUGUUUGUAUCUGAGGUGGUUCACCACUCAGAUAAGGUCUGGACACAACAGUCUUGUGAUCAGAAACCAGUGUUCAGUGAUGAUUGUGAUUUAAGGGGCCAGUAAAUUGUAAAGGGUAACAUCCCUGUCCAAUGGAACCAAUUCAAAAUGAUCUCUAUUUUUGUCGAUUUUUAGUUUACAACAUAAUUCAAACACACAAACUGUCCCUUACACUGUCAAAAUUUCUUUGGUUCGUUGAUUAAUGGAUGUAUAGAAGUCAGGGGUUCUAAUAAAGUGGCAACUGUGUAUGUAGUGUAUGUAAAGCAGUCAGAGAAGCACCGCUGGUACACACACAUUCCCCCUUCAUCAAAAAUAAAGGCUCACAAAUACACACAGAUUCUUUGUUUGCUUUUGACACCACCACCACUGCCCACUUCUUGCCCUUCUAACAAAGAUGCGCCUGUGACUACAUUUCCCAUGAUUCUUUGUGCUCUGAACCCCCCUCUCCUGUCACGCAGUAGAGUGGAUUAUGUGAAUGAAUGAAUGUAGUGAAAUUUAAAGUGAAAUAAAAACAAACCGGAUCCAUGUCCGGAUUUUUUGGCAA
Messenger RNA from Astyanax mexicanus (Mexican tetra), 3467 nucleotides. RefSeq names its product StAR-related lipid transfer (START) domain containing 10 (gene stard10). The record is from RefSeq and is a predicted model, not a curated record. Lineage: Eukaryota; Metazoa; Chordata; Actinopteri; Characiformes; Acestrorhamphidae. The transcript has 6 exons. Gene Ontology annotation, molecular function: lipid binding. Bases 483 to 1292 code for a protein of 269 amino acids.